AAGCAAAAAGUAGAAACAAAUUUAUUAGUUAACUAUGAGUUCAUACCUUCUAAUAUUGCCCAUGCUAAUGUCCGUAUACGGCUUAGGUAUUCCAAGGCAUAAAAAUAUAAUUAGAGAUAUAAAUGAAGGCUACGAAAGUCAGAAAAGAGAAGAUAUAAGCACUAUCAAUAUGAGAUAUGGAGUUUUCUCUGAUAUGAAGUUUAAAGAUGGUAAUAAACGUGCAAUGCCAACAUUAUGGAUAAGUAGGUUUGGGCUACCACGAGUUCCCUACAAAAUUCAAAUGACACCUGGAUAUGAUUUUAGUGAUGUUAUUAAAAAGGCUAUUGGUAUGUUGAACUCUUAUAUGACAAGUAACUUGUGUAAAACGAAUCCUGCUGUUUGGGUUCCUCACACUAAAGAACUAGAUUAUGUUUAUUUUACAUCUGUACCAAAUAAAGGAUGUUUUAGUUCUGUUGGUAGAGUUGGAGGACAACAACAAUUGAACAUUGGAAUUGGAUGUAAUUAUACAGGGAUCAUAUUGCACGAAAUGCUUCAUGCUAUGGGUUUUUUACAUGAACAAAAUCGAUGUGACCGUGAUAUAGCAGUAGAGAUUAUACUCCCAAACAUACAAAAAGGUUUGGCAAGUGAGUUUGUUAAAGACUAUUCAAGAAGACAAUUUUCUUCAACUUAUGAUAUAUUUUCAAUCAUGCAAUACCAAUUAUGGUCUUUUGGUAAAUAUCCAUUCCAAAAUCAAUCUGAUUAUACAGAGUCAAGAAAAACUAUUAGAAUAAAACCUACUUUCAUAACUCUGACAAAAGAUCAGGAGUUCAGCAUUGGGAAUGAGGAUGACUUAAGUGACACAGAUAAAAAUGAGCUUAAUAUCAUGUAUGGAUGCUUAGUUUCUCCAUGUACUGUUGGUUGUGAUGGCGUUUUAAGAUGCGCAGGUCCGCCAAAUCCUGCAAUAACAACGAUGAGACCAACAACUACUACUACCACCAAAGCCACCAUAAAAUCUGGAGGUGGAAACAUUCUUCAAAAAAUUGCUGCUAAAUCUAAAGCAAAGUUUAGCGUAAAACGCAAAGAUAACAACGCUCUUCUAAAACCUUCCUCAAAUCCUACCCCAAUAUUUAAAGCAAACUCGAAAUCAAAAAUUUUGUAAAUAAAACAAUUUUUUUUUUCCGAAUAUUUUUUGAAUACUA
Messenger RNA from Hydra vulgaris (swiftwater hydra), 1178 nucleotides. RefSeq names its product hatching enzyme 1.2. Gene Ontology annotation, biological process: proteolysis. Lineage: Eukaryota; Metazoa; Cnidaria; Hydrozoa; Anthoathecata; Hydridae. The record is from RefSeq and is a predicted model, not a curated record. Gene Ontology annotation, molecular function: zinc ion binding; metalloendopeptidase activity.